CCCGGGAGAGUCAAGGAUGGCUGACCAGGGGCUCGAAAUGACUUCCAUGAUCCCAGCCCUCCGGGAACUGGGCAGUGCUACACCUGAAGAAUAUAAUACCGUAGUACAGAAGCCAAGACAAAUACUCUGCCAGUUCAUUGAUCGAAUUCUUGUGGAUGUAGAUGUUGUGGCUGUGGAACUUAUGAAGAAGACUGAAUCUCAACCAAGUUCUGUAAUGUUGCUUGACUUUAUUCUCCAUAUCAUGAAAUCAUCUCCACUUGUGUUUGUAAAUGGAACUGGACCUGAUCAGCAAAAUGACACAGAGUCCAGCUGUAUUGAAUUCAGCAAUUGGAUAAUAGCAAGACUUUUGAGAAUUGCUGCAAGUCCAAGCUGCCACAUUUUACAUGAGAACAUUUGUAAUGUCAUUUGUUCUUUACUCUGCCUUUUCAAAGUCAAGAACUGUGUCUUGUUUAACUUGGCAACAAAAGAACUGCUGUAUCUUCUUCAAGAUCUGAUUUCAAUCCAUGAAAAAAAUAUAGAAACGAUUUUGACAUGGCCUGCGAUUGUGAGCAGAUUUUCUUGCAAUUCCACUGUAAAUCUGGGCAAUUUAAGUUCUGUCCAACUACAGUUAAAUGGAAUGAAUAAUGUAGAAUGCUUGGAAACAACUUCAAUAAGGAUUCUUACUUGUAUAGUUUCUUACAUGUUUUUCAAACCACAAGAUAUUAUCCUUUUUGGAAUAGGGUGCUCCCUUUUGGACUAUGGUAGUCCUAAAGUUAAAAUUUUGAGUAUGACAUUUUUAACAGAACUCUUAGAACUUGGAGGACUUCCAGAAGACCUAGCCAAUAAUUUCUUCUCAUUUCUAUUUGGAUUUUUACAAUCCAUUCCUGUAAUGGAUUCUACAAAGCUGGAAUUAUAUGAAGAACCACUCUUAAUAUUAGUGAGAACUUUAUUUCCUUUUCAAAUUAAUUCCCAUGAAACAUUUGAACCUAUUUAUCUAAACAUAUUACUGGAAAAACUUCAUGCAUUGUUUGAAGCUGAUGUGCUCAGGUUUCUCCAGUCUAUGAAAAUAAAAGAAGUAUUAUGUCACAUACUACAUUAUUUCUUGAUGUAUGUGCCAGCUGGAUAUGAAUCUGCUGUUCCGGUUAGAAAGACUUCUAUUAACAACAUUUGCAGAUUUUUCAUCUCAACAAUUGGAUGCCAGGUAGAACAAGAGUAUCUGCUGAGUCCACUCUAUGUAGUGCUGAAGACUGUGACAGCAGAAAUCAUCCGGGAGCUGCAGUGUAGCUGUUAUUCAGAGACUUCCGAUACUGAUGGGGGAAGUAGUAGCAGUAGUGAUGAUGUCCCACAAAAAAGGCUUCGUUUAUGUCUAUCCUUAAAACAUCCCAAAAAGUUGUCAGCGCCACCAAAGCCCCAUAUCAUGAACAUGAAAAUGAAGAGCAAGUUGUGGAAUUUGAUAUGCCAGAAGGCAGACUCUCUGAUGUCGCUUUUGGAACAAGACAACCUUCCAGUGGAAGCUCUGCAAACUGUAGAAGGAAUUGCUUUAAUAGCUCAACUGGCCACCAUAUGUACAGUCCAUUCUAGAGAAGAUUUCAACAGUGUAGAUCAUCAAGUUGUUCAAGUAUGUAAUUUAUUUGGUCAUGAAAAUGGUAAUGCUUCAGAAUCAAGAGAACACAUCCAGUUAAUAUGGGUUUCUUCAGAAUUUAUCAUGAGAGCAAUUAGAAUUUGUUGGAAGCUUCUGGAUAGUGCUUCACUGAUAUCAGACCUGGAGGCAGUGAUUCAAAAAGUGGUGAAAAUAAUUGAUGCCUUCCUUUAUAUGCAAGUUAAAUUCCAGUUUAACGAUGAAGUGUUUGACAACUUGUUUGGAAUACUAUCUUUGCCAUGGAUUUCCAGCCAUUUAGAUGAUUUCCCAUCCAUGCUUCCUGGUCUUAAUUUGGAUCUUUUUGCUUUGAGUAAACAUCUGCGGAUCCUCCAAGUGCUUUUGCCUGACCUUGCUGCCAAGGCUAGUCCUGCAGCCUCUGUACUUAUCCGAAUGAUAGCAAAACAACUAAAUGUAAACCGCAGGGAGAUCCUCAUUAACAAUUUCAAGUACAUCUUCUCUCAUUUAGUUUGCUUCUGUAGUAAGGAUGAGCUGGAGCGAGCACUUCAUUAUCUUAAGAAUGAAACAGAGAUAGAACUUGGAAGUUUGCUGAGACAGGAUUUUCAGGGAUUGCAUAAUGAAUUAUUGCUCCGAUUAGGGGAGCACUAUCAGCAGGUCUUCAAUGGAUUAUCAAUUCUAGCUUCAUUUGCUUCAAAUGAUGACCCAUAUCAAGGACCAAAGGACAUCACAUCUCCUGAGCAAAUGGCUGAUUAUUUACAACCAAAAUUGCUAGGCAUUCUGGCCUUUUUCAACAUGCAGUUGUUGAGCUCUAGCAUUGGAAUUGAAGAUAAGAAAAUGGCUUUAAACAGUUUGAUGGCUUUAAUGAAGCUUAUGGGCCCUAAACAUAUUACUGCAGUGAGAGUGAAGAUGAUGACAACACUAAGGACAGGGCUGAGAUAUAAAGAUGAUUUCCCACAACUGUGUUGCAAGGCUUGGGAUUGCUUUGUACGAUGUUUGGAUCAAAGUCAUCUUGGGUCUCUCUUGAGUCAUGUGAUAGUAGCACUCUUGCCCCUCAUACAUGUUCAACAAAAAGAAACAGCAGCGAUCUUCCAUUUUCUUAUAGUUGAGAACAGGGAUGCAGUCCAAGACUUCUUACAUGAAAUUUAUUUUUUACCUGAUCAUCCAGAAUUGAAAGAAAUCCAAAUAGUUCUUCAGGAAUAUAGAAAGGAAACUUCUAGGAGCACAGACCUGCAGACAGUGUUACAGCUCUCUAUGAAAGCCAUCCAACAUGAAAAUGUCGACGUUCGGAUUCAUGCUCUCACCAGUCUAAAGGAAACAUUAUAUAAAAACCAAGAAACUGUGAUAAAAUAUUCAACAGCUAGUGAAACUGUUGAGCCAGUUGUUUCUCGACUGGUGACAGUCCUCCUGAUUGGCUGCCAGGAUGUGAAUUCUCAUGUACGGUUACUCUCUGGGGAGUGUUUAGGAGAAUUGGGAGCUAUAGAUCCAGGCAGAUUGGAUUUCUCAACAAGUGACAACCAAGGAAAAGGGCUGCUAUUUGUGCCGGGUGUAGAAGAUUCAAAUUUUGCAUAUGGAUUACUCAUGGAAUUGACAAGAGCAUUCCUUGCUUAUGCUGACAAUGUCCGAGCUCAAGAUUCUGCUUCAUAUGCUAUUCAGGAACUACUAUCUAUAUAUAACCGUAGUGAGAUGUCUACUGAUGAAGCAGGUGCAGUGCUUUGGAAGAUGUUUCCAGAACAUAUUCAGGAAAUAUUGGAACCUCAUUUAAAAACACGGUAUCAAAAUUUAAUAAAGAAUAUUCCUCUAUUGUGCAAACAUUUGGACUUCAGAAAUGAUACAUUGAAUGUAAAAACUGUUGUUGAAGCUUUCUUAAAGCUUUUGGAAGAUCCAGAUAAAGAUGUAAGAGUGGCCUUUAGUAAUCGCAUCAAAUAUAUAUUAAAUGCUUCAGACUCUGAGGAAGAAUUCAUCAAAGAGCUGUUUGUUUCCAGAAUGAAAGAGGCUUAUACGAAUGCAAAAAUGUCCAGGAAUAAUGAGUUGAAAGAUACACUGAUUCUUACUACAGGAGAUAUUGGAAGGUCAGCAACAGGAGAUUUGGUACGUUUUGCACUGUUGCACCUACUGCAUUGUUUAUUAUCCAAGUCAGCAUCUGUGGCAGGAUCAGCAUAUACAGAAAUCAGAAUGCUAGCUUCUGCCAAGUCUGUAAAACUGCAGGCUUUUUUCAGUCAGUACAAGAAACCCAUCUGUCAGUUUUUAGCAGAAUCUCUACACUCCACUCAGAUGGCCCUGCUUGCAAACACUCCACGGCAAAGCAGUGAAAUGCAGAAGCAAGAGAUUGUUCAUCAAAGAGACAUGGUUCUGGACAUGUUAUCUGAAAUUGCUAAUGUUUUUGAUUUUCCAGAUCUUAAUCGUUUCCUUAGUGUACCAUCAAAUAAGGAAUAUGAAGAAUAUCAAAAUGUAGCUCGCUUUCUUGACCUCAUACCCCAGGAUACAUUGGCUGUGGCUUCUUUUCACUCCAAAGCUUACACCAGAGCUGUAAUGCACUUUGAAUCUUUCAUCAUAGAGAAGAAACAAGACAUUCAAAAGCAUCUUGGAUUUCUUCAGAAACUCUAUGCAGCAAUGCAUGAACCAGAUGCCGUAGAAGGAGUGAGUGCAUUACGGAAGGCUGAGCCAUCUCUCAAAGAACAAAUUCUAGAACACGAAAGCAUUGGGUUGUUGAGAGAUGCUAUUGCUUGCUUUGAUAGAGCAAUUCAGCUAGAACCAGAACAGAUAAUUCAUUAUCAGGGUGUGGUGAAAUCCAUGUUAGGUCUUGGUCAGUUCUCCACUGUAAUCACUCAAGUGAAUGGAGUACUUGCUAAAAGACCUGAAUGGACACCUGAAUUAAACAGUUACAGAGUAGAAGCUGCCUGGAAAUUGACACAGUGGGAUUCCCUGGAAAAUUAUCUAGCUUCAGAUGGGAAGUCUAAUACAUGGAGUAUUAGGCUUGGACAGUUGCUGUUGUCAGCCAAAAAGAAAGAAGCUGCCACUUUCUUUGAAACUUUGAGAACUGUUCGAGCAGAACAGAUAGUUCCUCUGUCAGCAGCAAGUUUUGAAAGGGGCUCCUACCAACGAGGAUAUGAAUAUAUCAUCAGGUUACACAUGCUUUGUGAGCUGGAGCACAGUGUUGGAUCCUUGCUUCAAAAACCUGAUGAUUACUAUGGUAAAGAUUCUUUGAACUGGCAUGCUCGUUUGGAAAUGACACAAAAUUCAUACAGAACUAAAGAGCCAAUCCUGGCAUUUAGACGGGCUCUGCUUGGCCUCGUCAAAAGACAGGAUGCCAAUGAGCAAAUGGGAGAAUGUUGGCUCCAAAGUGCCAGAGUAGCACGUAAAGCUGGUCAUCACCAAACUGCCUAUAAUGCUCUCCUCAAUGCUGGAGAAUCCAAGUUAUCUGAACUUUAUGUGGAAAGAGCAAAGUGGCUCUGGUCUAAGGGUGAGGCUCAUCAAGGUCUUAUCAUUCUUCAAAAGGGAGUUGAACUAUGUUUUCCAGAUAGUCAAGAAUUAUGUGAUGCUAAAAAUAAGCUCAUUCAUGGGCAAGCCUUGUUAUUGGUGGGAAGAUUUAUGGAAGAAACAGCCAAUUUUGAAAGUAAUGCAGUAAUGAAAAAAUAUAAGGAUGUCACCACCUGCUUGCCAGAAUGGGAGAAUGGGCAUUUUUAUCUUGCUAAAUACUAUGAUAAAGUGAUGCCUACAGUAACAGAGAACAAGAUGGAAAAGCAGGGAGAUCUGAUCAAAUACAUUGUUAUUCAUUUUGGAAGAUCUUUGUAUUUUGGAAAUCAAUUCAUAUACCAGUCAAUGCCAAGAAUGUUGUCUUUGUGGUUAGACUUUGGAGCAAAAGCAUAUGAAUACGAGAAAGCUGUUCGCCAUGAUCGUGCACAAAUGAAAAAUGACUUGGCUAAAAUUAACAAAGUGAUUACAGAACAUACACAAGUCUUGGCCCCUUAUCAGUUUUUGACUGCAUUUUCUCAGCUGAUUUCCCGAAUCUGCCAUUCACACGAUGAGGUCUUCCUUGUUCUUAUGGCAAUCAUUGCUAAAGUUUUUCUAGCUUAUCCUCAACAAGCUAUGUGGAUGAUGACUGCAGUAUCUAAGUCAUCCUAUCCAAUGCGGGCCACCAGGUGCAAAGAAAUCUUAAACAAAGCUAUUAAUAUGAAGGCAUCUUUGGGCAAGUUUAUUGUAGAUACAGCUCGCCUGACAGAUAAGCUCCUGGAACUUUGUAAUAAAUCGGUCGAUGGAAACACCUCCACUUUAAGUAUGGCUAUUCAUUUCAAAAACCUCAAGAGGCUGGUAGAAGACCAAACAUUCAGUCAGAUUCUUAUUCCUUUGCAAUCUGUAAUGAUACCAACUCUUCCUUCAGUUCCUGGAACACAUUCCAAUCAUGAUCCAUUUCCUGGAUGUUGGGCUUACAUUGAAAGUUUUGACGAUACUGUUGAAAUCCUUCCAUCUCUUCAGAAGCCCAAGAAGAUUACUUUAAAAGGUUCAGAUGGGAAAUCUUAUAUCAUGAUGUGUAAGCCAAAAGAUGAUCUUAGAAAAGACUGCCGACUCAUGGAAUUCAACUCCCUCAUAAAUAAGGCAUCUACAUGACUGGUAAAGAGCUACGUCAGUGUAUUAUUCCAAAGACAGCGCCUUUAUCUGAAAAGCUGAAGGUUUUCAAAGAAACUCUACUUCCUCGACAUCCUCCAAUUUUUCAUGAAUGGUUUCUGAGAAAAUUCCCUGAUCCUACCUCAUGGUACAGCAGCAGAUCAGCCUAUUGUCGUUCCACUGCAGUUAUGUCAAUGGUCGGGUACAUGCUGGGUCUUGGGGACCGUCAUGGAGAAAAUAUUCUGUUUGAUUCUCUAACUGGUGAAUGUGUGCAUGUAGAUUUCAACUGUCUGUUUAAUAAGGUGAGCAGCAUAUUGAAUGUAAAAUAUUUUUUAUGCCGAAGUAUGUUGGCAAAACAAUUACAUCUGAAUGUAAUAGUCUUCAAAUUUUUUCAAGCAAGUUUAACUUUCAGUCUUUGUGUUUUGAAGACGUUUCUGCAUGAUCCCCUUGUGGAAUGGAGUAAGCCAGUUAGAGGCAAUACAAAAACCUUGGUAAACGAAACUGGAGAAAUUGUCAAUGAAAAGGCCAAGACUCAUGUGCAAGAUAUAGAGCAGCGGCUGCAGGGUGUAAUAAAAAAUAGGAACAGGGUAAAAGGCCUACCGUUGUCAAUUGAAGGACAUGUUCACCAUCUUAUUCAAGAUUCAACUGAUGAAAACUUGCUGUGUCAGAUGUAUCUUGGUUGGGCACCAUAUAUGUGAUAUGCAGUCAUUUGCAGCCAACAUUGUUAGUUUUUUUUAAAAAAAAACUUUAGUAAAUUCUGCUAAUGCAGAUCAGUGUUUAAGUGUAUAUAUUGUAUAUAAAUACUGUUUCCACUGAUACAGUGGAAAUUCUGUUUAUAGAAUUUAUUCCAGUUAAAAAAAAUUGCUCACAAAAUGUUAUUCUGUUUAUCACAAUGCUGUUUCCACAAGCUUAAUAAUACAAUAGUAGGUCUUUGAGCUAGGAAUGUUAAAGAUACUGGAUGUAUAAUAGAAUAAGCCAGAUGAGAAUAAAUGCAGUUUAAAAAUAGAACAGAAUUACACAGUACAUUACCAUUCCUUUUUGUCCUUGCAGAGCAUUCUUGUUCUUACUGUGUCCAUGUACCACAUUGUUUAGAGUUUUUUCUUCUUUAAACACCUCACCUCUCUUUGAGGAUUUCAUUAAAUCUACUCACAUAAAAUUGUCAUUCUUCAAGUUCCUUUCAUCUCCUUUACUAUUCCAUCACAAAGCUGUUUUGGCUUCAAUCUCUUUUAAUUUUCUUACUUAACCAAACCAUUUCAACAUUACAUUGCAAAUCAUACAGUAAAAUAGGGUUUCAGUUAUGUUGCUCACAGUCCUAAUUCAUGUAUGUGUGAUUGUGUGUUACAGAAAGUGAAUGCAUUUAGGAUGAUUUGAAUAUGAAAUCAGGAAUAAAACGGUCUCAGAUUCCUAAUAGAGGAGAAAAAUGAGAGUCAAAAAAUUGUAGGUGGUCUACAAAGGAGAAUUCAGGAGAUUUAAAUAUUAAAUCUUUCAAGGGUAACUGAUAAAUGAGAAAGGGAAUACUUCACUGAGAAUUAUUCUUAAAAUAAUUUUCACCUAAAGAAUAUGUCUAUUAUUGUUAUUAAAAACAGUUGUACUUUACCCAAAACAUUGAUUUUAUGAUAGCUAUAUGUAGACAAACAUCCAUUAUUAUUUUCAGUAUGAAAUGUGUGUAUUUGUUUAUUUGCAUCUUUUCAAUAUAUUCUAUGGGUAAGAUUCUAUUUUUCAGUAGAAUAAAUUAUUUGAAUGAGAAUAGCACGUCUGUCAUUCCACUAUCAAAUAGUUAUUGCUGUUAGCCAAGUUUUUUGGCAUUCAUUUGGAAUCUAACUUCCAGAAAUUAAAUAAAUAUUCUUUCAGGUAUCUGAAGAUUACUGUAUCUCUACUAAAGUCUUGAGUUCUCAAGGAUAAGUAUGCCUACUCCUUCAAAAUGUUCAUACGAUUUGUAGAUUUUUGUGUCCUUAAUAUACUCACUGCCAUGCCCCAAAUUCAUUUGUUUGAAUCCUUAAAAGUGGUAACAGUUAGAAAUAAUGCUUUACAUGAGAUAUGGUGAACACUGAUGCUAACUAUAUUAUAAUAGUCAUAUCCAUUCAACUUUUAAUAAUAUCAUCACUAGGAGAAAUUAUAGAGUCAGGGCUAGGAAGAAAUGGACAACAAGCAUCUUUUUCAAGUAUUGUGGGUGCCAUGUUUGUGUUCCCGUGUGCCCCAAAGCACUUUUGAGAGAGUAACUCUGAAGCACAACUGUAUUAAAAUAAGAAUUGGCUUCACUUCCAGUUAAUUUCCUCCAGAAUAAUUUCAUUUUUAAUCAUUUACUGCACUUAAAUUACAUUAAAAUCCAGCUGUGUUUCUAGCUGGUACUUUCCACUGAAAUAAGACACUCUAUAAUAGCCCAAUAGAAUCAGUGAAAAGGAAAAGGAAGUAAAUUUUCUCAUUCCCCAUAGCAUUCCUAAAGGAUUAAUUUGUAUUCAUCCUAUCCAAACGAUCUCAGAAAAUCUUUCUGAUUCAUCAGAUACUCCGAGUGAGCUAUUUUAACUGGCCAUCUCUCUUUGCAAUAGUGGUAGUUUUGGUUAACCACCAUUAUGGAUGCAUAGAUAUGGUGGAGAUGUUCUCCAGAACCCAUUUCACAUUUCCAUAGUUAGGACUAUGACUAAUGUGUGACAACAAUAUAAAGGUUGGGUGGCUGAUAAGUCUGUAGUGCCACUGCAGAAAUAAACUCCCAAAUUUCCCCCAAUCUCAGUGAGAAAAGGUUAAAAUUAGCCAGUACCAAUAGUCUGAGCAAAUCCAUAUCCGUAAAAUCAAGCAGUUCAGGGAGGGAUACUGCCAUAUCUCUGUGAGAACAGCACAAAAGCAGCAACUCCAUUUUAUUCCUUUAGCUUAAUCUCACAUGCCAAUGUUCACAAUAGCCACGACUGAUCUCCUAGCACACAACUGCCUUUCUUGCUCGGGACAAGGAUAAAGGAAGACAUGAAACUCCUGGACCCAUCUCAGUAAGAGGAGCUCCUUAUCUAGCCAACUGUUAGCAGCACAUACAAGCAAUGCCUUCUCAUCCACAGUGGAGUCAUCAAUAAAGGCUGGAUUUAUUACCAUCCUACUAUUCAAAAAGCACCAAUUUCAGUCUGGCAUAUCCAGCAAUUUGGUUGCCUAAUUUGGGUUAAGUUUGGUAAGAGGGGUUGGAAUUAUAAACUGGAACCAAAUUAACAAAUUUGCUUCCCCUAGAAUGGGCCAGACUCUUUCCUACCAUUCUUUUCCAUACCCUUUCAGCUAUCUCAUAACCCACUCUCCCAGGCACCCAAUAACUGGUUAUAUGUGACACUCAACACCGAAUUGGAGUUAGGUGGUUGUGAAAAAUACCCAUUUCCCCACUAUUUC
This is a messenger RNA of Thamnophis sirtalis, 9538 nucleotides long. The record is from RefSeq and is a predicted model, not a curated record. Lineage: Eukaryota; Metazoa; Chordata; Lepidosauria; Squamata; Natricidae.